GGAUCUUGAUCGCCGUCAGGCCCGUCGUCGGAACCUUCAGGGUGCGGGGUGCUGAGGGAAGCGACACCAAGAAAGCGAGUGCGCCAGGGAAGGCCAGAGGGAAUCGAGAAUAAGCUCAGUGCUUCCGCGCACAGCAGCCAGCGGACCUCUCCCAGCCGGUGCUAGCCUCCAGGAACGCGAGUCCGGACACCCAGGCAAGCCAUCACCGGGAACAGCGCGCCGCUCGCUAACGCGAGGCCCGGGGCGGCCCCGCAGGGACUACCCUCCCGCCCCCUACGACCGCCCGGGCCGCCCGGAUGUGCACUAAAAUGGAACAGCCCUUCUACCACGACGAUUCUUAUGCAGCAGCGGGAUACGGCCGUGCCCCAGGUAGCCUCUCUCUACACGACUACAAACUCCUGAAACCCAGUCUGGCGCUCAACCUGGCUGACCCCUACCGAAGUCUCAAAGCUCCCGGGGCGCGGGGCCCCGGCCCAGAGGGAGGCAGUGGCGGUAGCUACUUCUCUGGCCAGGGCUCAGACACGAGCGCGUCGCUCAAGCUUGCCUCAUCGGAGCUGGAGCGCCUGAUCGUCCCCAACAGCAACGGCGUGAUCACGACGACGCCUACGCCCCCGGGACAGUACUUUUACCCCCGCGGGGGUGGUAGCGGUGGAGGCGCUGGGGGCUCAGGGGGCGGCGUCACCGAGGAGCAGGAGGGCUUUGCCGACGGCUUUGUCAAAGCCCUGGACGACCUGCACAAGAUGAACCACGUGACUCCCCCCAAUGUGUCCUUGGGCGCCAGCGGGGGGCCCCCGGCCGGGCCCGGGGGCGUCUAUGCCGGCCCGGAGCCGCCUCCAGUGUACACCAACCUCAGCAGCUAUUCCCCAGCCUCUGCGCCCUCCGGAGGCGCCGGGGCAGCAGUCGGUACUGGGAGCUCGUACCCGACGGCGACCAUCAGCUACCUCCCACACGCGCCGCCCUUUGCUGGCGGCCACCCCGCGCAGCUGGGCCUGGGCCGAGGCGCCUCCACCUUUAAGGAGGAGCCGCAGACCGUGCCUGAGGCGCGCAGCCGAGACGCCACACCGCCUGUGUCCCCCAUCAACAUGGAAGACCAGGAACGCAUCAAAGUGGAGCGCAAGCGGCUGCGGAACCGGCUGGCGGCCACUAAGUGCCGGAAGCGGAAGCUGGAGCGCAUUGCGCGCCUGGAGGACAAGGUGAAGACACUCAAGGCCGAGAACGCUGGGCUGUCAAGCACCGCUGGCCUUCUCCGGGAGCAGGUGGCCCAGCUCAAACAGAAGGUCAUGACCCAUGUCAGCAAUGGCUGCCAGCUGCUGCUCGGGGUCAAGGGACAUGCCUUCUGAAGGCCCUCAUCCACCUACGGACAUUUCUCUAGCCUGGACGACUGGGCGCACGCCUGCAACGGGGCGAUGGGGCAUGCGGUGGGCACCGACCCCGGGGCAUUGGGGCGCCAAAAACCACACUGGACUCCAGCCCGCCCGCUCUAUACCCAGUCCUUCCACAUCGACGUUUACAAGCCCCCCCCUUCACGUUUUUUGUAUUUUUUUUUUUCUGCUGGAAACAGACUCGAUUCAUAUUGAAUAUAAUAUAUUUGUGUAUUUAACAGGGAGGGGAGGAGGGGGCGAUCGCGGCGGAGCUGGCCCCGCUGCCCGGUACUCAAGCCCGGGGAGACACUGGGAAGGGAACCCCCGCCCCCUUCCCUCCCCACUCUGCACCGUACUGUGGAGAAGAAACACGCACUUGGUCUCUAAAGAGUUUAUUUUAAGAUGUGUUUGUGUGUGUCUGUGCGUUUGUCGUUCUGACUUUUUAUUGAAUCUAUUUAAGUAAAAAAAAAAGGUUCUUUA
Condylura cristata (star-nosed mole) is the source of this 1841-nucleotide messenger RNA. It is a transcript of the gene JUNB, whose product is annotated as jun B proto-oncogene. Gene Ontology annotation, biological process: regulation of cell cycle; regulation of cell population proliferation; regulation of transcription by RNA polymerase II. Bases 297 to 1340 code for a protein of 347 amino acids. The transcript has a single exon. Gene Ontology annotation, molecular function: transcription factor binding; RNA polymerase II cis-regulatory region sequence-specific DNA binding; DNA-binding transcription factor activity, RNA polymerase II-specific. NCBI's taxonomy places the organism in Eukaryota, Metazoa, Chordata, Mammalia, Eulipotyphla, Talpidae. Gene Ontology annotation, cellular component: transcription regulator complex. The record is from RefSeq and is a predicted model, not a curated record.